Molecule: messenger RNA, 2241 nt
Organism: Mauremys mutica (yellowpond turtle)
Lineage: Eukaryota; Metazoa; Chordata; Testudines; Geoemydidae
Gene: NTPCR
Product: nucleoside-triphosphatase, cancer-related
Exons: 5
Coding region: 400-1020 (206 amino acids)
Molecular function (GO): ATP hydrolysis activity
Source: RefSeq, a predicted model, not a curated record
GACAGAACAACUGCUAUCAGGGACUGGGGGAGCAAGAGGGAGCUUCUGGCUGGCUGUUGGGACUAAGUAGUUGCAUGCCCUGAGACAAGGGUGAAGAAGGGGCUGGGGCCAGGGGGAAGUGGACCAGGAAGACAUAGCAGCAUAGUGAGAAGUUAGGAGUCUCAGCAAGAGGCUGCUAUCUAUAGGGUCCCUGGGUUGGGACCUGGAGUAGUGGGUGGGCCUGGGUCUCCCCCUUGCCACUGGGAAAGUGACAGGAUUUUGACUGCAAUACUAACUCCCCCCUCCUGCCCACUGGAAGGGGGAAACACAGAUGGUGAUGCAGUCAGAGGGGUGAGUCAUGAAGAGGAUGCUGUGAUUCCUGAGGCUACAAGAGGGGCUGCAGGCGGACAACAGAGAAGCAUGAUAGUGGGCAAACCACAGACAGGGAGUCUUGGCCUCGAGCUAAUCCCCAGAGUGACCAGGAGAAGGUGCCAGACCAGUGGGAUUGGAAAGACGACAUUGAUCAAGAAAGCCACUGAAGCCCUAAAAUCCUCUGGGGUCCCUAUUGAUGGAUUUUAUACAGAGGAAGUCAGAGAAGGCGGCAGGAGGAUAGGAUUUGAUGUCGUCACUUUGUCUGGGAGACGAGGAACUUUAUCUAGACUCGGUUCUGAUUCUUCUACUGCAAGAUGCGAAUAUCGUGUUGGACAAUACAUAGUAGACCUGGUUUCAUUUGAGCACUUGGUGCUUCCUGUGCUGAGAAAUGUCGAUCUUGGCAGUGACACAGGGAAAAAAGUGCACGUAAUAGAUGAGGUUGGUAAAAUGGAACUCUUCAGCCAAUCUUUUAUUCAAGCAGUUCGUCAAACUCUGACUGCUUCAGGGACCACAAUUCUUGGAACUAUACCAAUACCUAAAGGCAAGCCAUUGGGUCUUGUGGAGGAAAUAAGAAGUCGGAAGGAUAUUAAGGUGUUCAAUGUUACUAAGGAAAAUAGAGACAACAUUUUGCAAGAUAUUGUAACAACUGUGCAGAAUUGCAGGAAAUGAAGACAAUUUCUUGUUUGCAACCAUAAGCUCUUAUAUUGGCGGGCCCAACCCUACUCAGGCCUGGGGCAACUUUACCAGUGUCUUCAAUAUGAGCAGGAUUGAGUCUGUAGCACUCUAAAAUGUGAAAAUGGGAUAGUGGGCUUCCAUGUUUGUUUGUCAGUCGUUUACAUAUAAUUUACUCAGUUCACAAGGUUUAAAAAGACUCAUCCUGGGAUCUGAAAGUCAAGCAGUUGAUUCUGAUGCCAAUUAUAGUAGCGCAAAUUCAAUUAACUAUUAAAUUCAAUGGAACUAUUGAUUCAGCCCCUAAUCCUGCAACAUAUGGUGAGGGUAGCCUGCUGUGUCUUCAGAGAAGCAUUAAAGUCAGUAGAGCUCUGCACAGGCCCCACAGUCUUCCUGCACAUUGCAGAACUGGGGGCUGACACCUGCGUAACAGAAUGAAGUCUGAGCACAAUCUGCUUUGUGCAUUAUCACUAACACGGACCCUGGGGUCCUACAGCAGUGUGCCUCAACUAGCUCUCCACUAUACCUCAGCUGGGUCAGCAUUACGAAUGAUGAUGAACAAAACAGAAUAGCUUGAUUCUCACGUCGCAGGAUAAGUAAACUGAGCAAAUGUGAUCUGAAAUCAUAAGACAAAUACAUAAUAUAACUGGACAAUUGUCAUUUACAGAGUUGAAUUUUAGAGAAGAUUGUCUUUAAGUUGCUCAGACAGUGCUUGAUAGGAAUGCUGCCUACUCUGUUUAUUUUUCACAUUUUCUUAUAGCCCAAAAAAAAAAGUCUUCAGGACCAUGGCUUUCUUCAUAAAAUCUUGACAGAUGUUUUUCAUAAAAUGUUUAAAAUAUCAAGCAGUAGACUUAAUGCUGCAUUUGACUAUCCAAGUUUAAAACUCCAUUAUGGCUUAUUGAUGCUUAACAAUUUCUGUUUAUUUCCUUUUGCAGUCCUGUGCAUGUUUUUUGGUUAAUGAUGAUGAAACAAGAAAUGAGAGUAUUAGACAACAUAUAUCCCCAGGAGGUUUGUAAAUGUGUUUAGGAAAAAAGCAUUUACCACUUAAUCAGUCUUGCAUGUCAUAAACUAAAUUUCCAGCCAGGUGUACUUUUGUUCUCAUGCAGCUUAAAGAGUUUUCUACUUCAAAGAUUUAGGAAUGGAAAGGACUGAAUUCCUUCCUUUCUUGUGUAGAGUGUAACAAAUGUUAAAAUAAACAUGUUGGUUAAAGGCAUAUGGAAA